GAGCACAUUCAGAUGCAGAGAGCGAGGUGAGGACGGUGCAUUAGUUGUGCAGAGGAGAGCCGAGGGAGCACACUGAGAAGUGAAAAGCAGAUCAUUUCUACGAGAGAAGAAAGGAAAGAUGCUCUAUAGCUGCUUUUUUGGAGAAUAAGAGUAGGAGGAUGCAGGGCUGUUGAUUGGGCGCUUCAGACCGAGUGUAACUUAUGAGAUUUCCAGGAUGUCUUUUGGAGUGUAUGGAGCAAUUUGACGCUAUGCACUGCGUCUUCUACAUGAUGCAUGCGUGAGAGUUUGAUUCACGAUGGAGCGCUGUGAGAGCAGCGUGGCCGUGGCCGUCCAGCCGAGUCCAUCAUUGGACAGCGCCGAGCUGGAGUUCGCCCAGGCUGUCCGCCGCGGACACCGCCUCGCCGUGGGCGCUUUCUACGGCUCCCGUCGCUCGAAGGUUCAGACUCAGACAAGUCCCGAGGAGAGCAUAGAGGGCACGGCGGCUGUGGGCGAGAAGCCAGCGAGGCAGAGUGGGGCAUGUGGAGGGAAGUUUCUUGUUUUUUACCUGGACUUGUCUUUUGUUUUCUUGUUAGAGCUGGAGAAGCUGAGGAUGGCGCGCGGGUGCCUGUGCUGUGUCAAAUACAUGAUGUUCCUCUUCAACCUGCUCUUCUGGCUGUCAGGCUGUGGUCUGCUGGGAGUAGGGAUCUGGCUCUCCAUGUCUCAGGGGAGCUUUGCCACAUUCUCUCCCUCCUUCCCCUCGCUCUCAGCCGCCAAUCUGGUAAUCAUCCUGGGCUCCAUCGUCAUGGUGACGGGCUUCCUGGGCUGCAUGGGCGCCAUCAAGGAGAACAAGUGCCUGUUGCUGAGUUUCUUCAUUGUCCUGUUGAUAAUUCUGCUGGCAGAGUUGAUUCUGCUCAUCCUCUUCUUUGUGUAUACAGACAAGGUGAGUCAGAAUGCACAGCAGGACCUGAAGGAGGGUCUGCAACUGUACAACACUGACAACAACAUCGGCCUGCGCAAUGCAUGGAACAUCAUCCAGUCUGAGUGGCAGUGCUGUGGCGUAACUGGGCACACAGACUGGCACGAUGCCCUGCCUGACAAGACGGUCCCAGACCGAUGUUGUCAGGAGCAUUAUAAAGAGUGUGGGCGCAAUGCAAGUAAUGUCUUCUGGUCUCAGGGCUGCUACGAGAAGGUUGUGGACUGGCUGGAUGAUAACAAACACCUGUUGGGCACUAUUGCUAUGUGUGUGCUGGUCAUACAGCUCCUCGGCAUGGCGUUUUCCAUGACCCUGUACCAGCAGAUUCACAGAGCGGGGAAGAAGUACAGUGCCUAAAGGAAAGGACUUAAACCUCAUUAACAAAAAAUCAACAGCAGCCCAAAAACCUUUAGUCCAUACUGCUUCCUGUGUCUUUCCAUUUCUGGACAUUACCAAGAAUUAUAGACUAUGUGUCUAUACAUUAAAUCCAGUAAGAUUUUGUAGUGUAUAUGUGAAAAUAUAUUUCCAAACCCAUGUUAAGGAAUUGUUAUAGGCAGAAAUAAUAUUUAGAUGGAAGCAGAGGCAAAUGAAAUUUUUUGGAGAAGAAAUUUUGGCACCUCUUGUAUAGCAGGAUUAAUAAGCCACCAUGGUUCCGCUGUUUGUAUAAUGCAUUCCCUCAUCGAGGAAAAGAUUAGUACUCACUGCUGAAGACUGCCUAUUUGUACAAUAAUGUACCUUCUCUUUCUCUCACUUGCUCUCACACAUGUACAUUGUUUCUCAUAUAUUGAUUAUAAAAGCAUGUAACGCAGAUCUCUUUCAGGAGCUAACUGUACAUUGUUCACUUGCCCUGUUUAUCCUAUAAAUAGAUGAAUAUAAUCCUGUUUAUCAUGCCGGUUGUAUGUGUGUAUGUGUGUACAUUCUGUGUGGGCAGAGAAAAGUUUUCCACCAAACUAACAUGUUGCCUUUGGGCCACUGUGGAUCAGUUUACUCUUUCCUUUUUGCUGUCUUUUUCUGUCUGGUUCUUUUGUUCUAAUGUUCACUGAUCUUUUCAAAGUUCCACCUCCCCAGCCGAGGUGAAUGAGCCAUCCCAGUGCAGAUUAUGAGAUUCAGAGAGAGAACGAUAAGCGCAGAGAUCAAUAAAGGACUAGCAUCAGAAGAACAAACAGAACAGCACUUCAAAGUCCGGUUUUGGAAAUAGUCCACGUUUAUAAAGCUUUUACACAUUGAGCCAUAAAUUUUUUUAAUAUUUUCCAACUGUC
This is a messenger RNA of Pangasianodon hypophthalmus (striped catfish), 2211 nucleotides long. It is a transcript of the gene tspan9b, whose product is annotated as tetraspanin 9b. Bases 296 to 1309 code for a protein of 337 amino acids. The record is from RefSeq and is a predicted model, not a curated record. The transcript is spliced from 7 exons. Gene Ontology annotation, cellular component: membrane. NCBI's taxonomy places the organism in Eukaryota, Metazoa, Chordata, Actinopteri, Siluriformes, Pangasiidae.